UUGUUCAUUAACCUCGAGUCAAAUUUCAACCUUGUUUACAUGAUCACAUCUGGCUUUUGCAGAAUAUUCAUAAGAAUCAGCUGCUUGACGCGUCACGCACGAUAUUUGAAAAAAAUGUUUUCAUCGUCUGUUUCGUCAAGUGGCAUCACGUCGAUCUGAGAAGGGAUUCCAGUCCCAAAGAGAUUCGCACUUUCUAGCAUUUCAUCGAAUUUGCAAAUGGCACUGGAGCGGAAUCAAAUUAGGCCAAAUUUGAUUGAAUCAGUUUGAGAAAGCCUCCUCAGAUACCAAACCGAAAGUCGAAACUACUUUGCUGAAUUGGAGUAAGUAGAAUUCUUGUAUUGCUGCAAGCGCAACUCAUGAAAACCUUUGAAGCACAUGAUCUAGAGAGAAUUUCAAGUUUUGGUACUGAUGGGCGCGUUGGCAAAGUUCACGAGGUGGAAACAUUUUCUGUGUGUCUGCAUUCGCUCGCUCCACACACGUUCACGAAAUCAUAAGAGAGCAAAUUUCGUUUGCUCUGUAGUCUGGACAUUGCUGCUAUGUAGCAACUUGGUCAAGACCAGCGGCUACUCGCAAGUCAGCCACGAGCAAGAGCAGGCAGCAGUAGGUGCGUUCUCUCUUUCUUCGGAAGAGUCGCUGUCAGCGGAGGUGACCAAGCUUAGCUCCAGCAAUCCAGAGCAUGAUGACCUAGGGAAAUGUGACAAGUCAACAUUCGUGGACGAGCAAGAAUUGCGACUUCCGGAGACAUCGGACUCUAGACAUUCGGACUUUAAACUGGAAUGUGGAGUUGGAGACGGAAUUUUCAACGCCAACACACACGAUCAGUACAAUGUCUGUGGAGUUGCCCUGUUUCAGGGCAGAAGGCCGUCGCAGGAAGAUCGAGCCGUUUGUUUAUCGAGUUUAUGUUUACUACUCUCUGGGAUCGAAAACAUCACUGUGGGCCUUUACGCUGUUUUCGAUGGUCAUGGUGGACAAGAAGCCAGCACUUUUGCUGCUGAAGUUUUUCAUCAUCACUUUGUUGAUCAUUUUACCCAAAUCAUUGAGAGCAGUGACGUAGCUAUGAUAAGAGGCAUCAAAGCGUCACAGAAAGAAGGAAAAUGGACGAGUCAAGGAAGUUGGAGUCACGGUUCUCCCUCUCUCAAAGGAGAUGCUAGUGCUGAUGCAUUCGAAGCGAGCAGCCUGUUUAGUGAUGAAGAUCCUGAGAGAUUGUUACCAUCGAAAUCACCUCGGGAUGCUCGGACAAAUCAAGUGUACACGAGCAUCAAACCUUCUGACAUGGGCAGCAGUUUUGAAAAUCGAGAAGUCCCUCACAAGAGCUCCGAGGGAGAAAGAGAACAACCAGGAGUUCUCAAUGACGAAGCAAGGAGAGAGCUGAUUCGAGAAGUCUUGGAAGAUGGUCUUAUCAUCAGACGGAUAUUGGCAGAAGCACUGUCAAGGGCAGUGUUUUCCAUCGACACUAUGUUCUCGGUGACAGCAAGGCAGCUUGGUCUAUUCAGCGGUAGUACAGCAUGUAUCGUCCUACAGGUGGAAGAAGAUAUACUGGUUGCUAAUUUGGGUGAUUCCAAAGCAUUUUUCUGCGAACCCUCAGGGAAAGUGUCUUGUGACCAAAAGCCUAAUGGGAGGCGAAAGAGGAAGAGUGAACGUUCUAAGGCAGAUUGCCAAACCGGAUUAAGAGUUCGAGACCUUACACGUGAUCACCGUCCAGAUAGAGAUGACGAGCGACAACGCAUCGAGGGUGCUGGGGGAUUUGUGACAACACAUGGAGCUGUAGCCCGUGUCAAUGGCAAAUUGGCUGUUUCACGUUCAAUAGGCGAUGUUCACUUGAAAAGAUAUGGAGUCAUCGCCGAUCCUGAAUUUACCGGCUGGUUGAAGAUCCCAAAGAGUCAAAGCUUUCUGACAAUUGCAUCUGAUGGAGUCUUUGAGAAGUUGAACACGCAAAGUGUCUGCGACGUUCUAUAUGCUAUCAAUGCCAACGAAGAUGUUUUCACUGUCUUAGGCCUGGAGAAUUCAACCGCCGAUGCAAUCAUUGCCAUGCCUUCCAUUGCCGAGCGUUUAAAUGACUACUGGGGAUCGGUCAUCAGGCAAGGUUCUUCACUUUCUGUGGGAGAGGGUAUAUGGGAGAGGGAUUCUUCAAAUCUUGGGAACUCCUCAGCUGCUCGAGAAGCAGGCGAGGGAAAUCAAAAGGGAGCGGAAGGCACCGAGGAAAGGCUCGUCGUGAAGGCUCUGAGUUUGGUACAGUCGAUGGCUGAAGCGGUUGGAGAGAUGGCACUAAAGUUAGGUACAAUGGAUAAUGUUGGGACGAUUGUACUUUCCUUGAGGCCGCUGCCUGCUUUGUUGCCUGAUCCGCAUCUUGAAAAGACGACGAAUGAGUCACAACGUUUGGCUGACGAUCCACAAACCGUUAUCGAGCUGUCGGAUAGGAAUACAGUGCAGGGGUUGCGCGACGAGGCAACCGUGGUGGAGGCUGUCAUAGAGGCCGACUCUUUGAUAUCAAAUGGUACUAGUUCUUCGAGAACAUGGAGCAAGAGCCACAAUCGAAAUAAAACCUCUGUGGUCAUGACUCAAAACUUGGAAGCUUCUUAUUGUUACGAGCUUAUUGAAUCACUUCCAAGACAUGCUAUCGUACCGCUUACGAACGUUGUAGAAGGUGGUACUGUACGUGAGGAGGAUGAAGCAGGAAACAGAGAGGGCCUGCUAACGACUGAUGUGUAUUAUACUGGCCCUGGGGGAGGAGGAAGCGUCGAGCUUUAUCGGGAACAGCUUGUUUGCACACCCAAACAAACUCAUCAAAAGGAGAUGAAGGAGCUGUGUAGGAGACCUGUUCGCCUGUCCCACUUUUUGGCUUUGAUCGGUUCUGUUCCUCUCGACAGCCAGACCCUGCUUCCAGAUACGGACAUUCCCUCUGACCGUCCGGUCUUUGUGCCUUCUUCUACUCGUUAUCACAGGUAUAUGUUGAAGAAAAAUUUUGCUCGAGGAGCCUUCGGAGAAGUAUGGCUGGCUGUACGAAGAGCACGUUCAGUACCUGACGGAGGUGACACCAACGAAUUUUACAAUAGUUCUUGCUCAGCAGGAGAUGACAGAUUUGAAACGACAGAGCAGAAUAGGAAUUACAAAGACGAUAGAACAACAUAUGUUCUCAAGCGCAUAUUGGUUGAAAGGGGUAACCAUGUCUAUUUGAGUGGACUACGUGAGAAAUACUUUGGUGAAAUAUUUCUGAAUGCAUCACUAGCAAGAUCGAGAGCUUCGAAGUAUUCAAGUUCAUAUUCCUGUGCACAUUCGAAUCCUUUCUCAAUGUCCAGAUUCGGAUAUUGUCCCUGGAGAUUGAACCAGUCAAGGAGCUUCACAAGGCAGAACUCAGGAUCACGUAGAACUGAAAACCCGAGGGGCUUUGAUAGGUGUAAUAUUGGACCAACCAUUUCUGAAGAAGGUGUCGAGUAUAUAGCUCGGUAUGUAGAAUCUCUCGAAGUUAUAGGGCCGAGAGAGUUAUGGCUAGUUUUUAAGAACGAAGGAAAGUCGUUGUCAAGUCUUCUGUAUUCGACCGAAGGAGCGGAGGUGGAGUCAGGAAUGGAGGGCGCCGAAGGAUUCUUCACAGUAGUUCAGCCAUCACCAUGGUGGCACUGGUUAAAAAGCACCCCGGCUGGGCAAAAGGAGAUGCGAAGCAUUUUGCGACAGUUGCUUUUGGCGGUCAAAGCUUGUCACUCUCGUAAUAUCACUCACCGAGAUAUUAAACCAGAAAACAUGAUCGUUUCAUGGAAAGGUUCCCAGGGCGGUAGCCAUCCAUCAAAGUUAAAGCUGAGACUAAUCGACUUUGGAAGCGCUCUUGACCCGUUCACCGUAAAGCAUCUUUAUGGGCCUUCUGGUCCUUCUCGCUUAGAGCAGACAAAUGAAUACGCUCCACCGGAGGCUUUGCUGGGCAACCAUUGGCUUUAUUUUCAUUCGCAGCAUGCUCAUGUCUAUGACAUGUGGAGUGUGGGAGUGGUGAUGUUGGAACUUGUUCUUGGUACGCCUCAUGUAUUUCAAAUCAGUUCAAGAACACGUGCGCUGCUUGACCGUCGGCUGCAAGGAUGGGAUCAAUCCGCGAAAGAAACAGCUUACAUGCUGCGUGCGUUCAUGGAGAUGUGCAUCCUUCUUCCGGGCAUAUCCUCACACCAUCAGUUUCAUCACCAGCGGGACAAUUUGGACAACUCGGAGGAACAGCGAUUGGCAUCUUGGGAGUGCACGGAACAGGCGUUUUUGGAGCAAAUAAAGCAGAGAGAUAUUUUGGGAAUAGGGAUGCCAGAUAAGUGGGCCCUUCGUCUUGUUCGUCGCCUCCUGCAGUGGUACCCGGAGGAUCGGAUUUCCGCAGAAGACUCACUGAAGCAUCCUUAUUUCCACCCUGAACUGCAAACCGACUAGAACCAGCAAAGAGGAGAUUCAAGGGCUUUGGAUUCGCUAAGAAUGUCAUCCUUCUUUGAGCUGGAAACUUAUCAUUAAGAUCACGUCAAAACAAUGUUAUCUGGCUGAUAGACAAUCUAAUGAAGACUUUUGAGAUGAUUCUCAUUGAAACAAAUUAUAUGGCGCUGUAUCUGUCCGCAAAGCUAUGGAUGGGAAAAACUUAACCUGGAACUUGGUCAAACUUGAGAUUGUGUGCCCAAAGAAAUUUUUUUGUAAGACUAUUGUCUCCA
Marchantia polymorpha subsp. ruderalis is the source of this 4661-nucleotide messenger RNA. NCBI's taxonomy places the organism in Eukaryota, Viridiplantae, Streptophyta, Marchantiopsida, Marchantiales, Marchantiaceae. The record is from the annotation of a GenBank genome assembly.